GCCAAAGCGGUUAUUUACAAGCGGUUAUGCCAGUGGCACAGUCAGCCCUUGCCAUGGCAGAUGAGACGAGCGCAUGGCCUUUGUCUGCGAUCACCGAUUUGAGCGAACGCAUCGCUGCCUGCGAGCAACAGCUGGGUGUGUCACCAAGCUCGCCAAGCUCUGCACCCGCUCAGCCAAGAGCCCACGCCCGGGUGGCAGAGCUGAAACGCAAGCUGGAUGAGAUUGGCAAGUCCUCCAAGCUGAUGCCCAAACUCCAGGAGCUGGAGCACAGUAUGGAUCAGUUGGAAGACUGGCUGCAUACCGAACACGCGGGCGCUUCACAGAUCCUCUUGCAUUCCAGUACGAAGAAAAGUUACGUGGUGCAGCACGCGCAGCAGUUGCAGGACUUCGCCCGGCAGCUGAAGGAAGUCGAGGCACUCGAAAGCUAUGCGGCUGAGCAGCCAAGGAAAAGUGGAUCAUCAGCAAAACUUCUUUUCUUGGUGAACACCCCCUCCCUGCGGGAGCUGCCAGCCUAUGGCGAGCGGCUCCGAGCGGCUGACGCCAAGAGUGCGGUCCUGGUCGGCUCGGCGAUGCAACUCCACGAGGAAGUGGGACGUUUGGCUGAGGACUACUACCAGGCCAUGACCGCGCUGAAUGACCAGAUGUCGCUUUGGGACCAACUUCUCAGUGACAAGAUCGGCACGGGAGUUUGAUCACAACCAACCUGAUGAUGGAAAGCCGCUCAUUGAAGCAGAAACAAGAGUUGGGUUCCGCCAGUGGAAUCUUGGAAGUUUAAAGUGCACUCGCGCAUGCAGGGACACAAGUAAGUGGAACAGCCUGGCUGCAAGAGAAACACAGUUCUAAAACGUUUUUUUGGUGACGGACUUGCCAAAGGCUCUCUGGAGAUGUCGCAACAAGCCUGCGCUAUGGAUUUCGCACCAGACUUGAAUCAUUCGUCAUGAGGGAUGUGCCAUCACCGGUGUGCCAGGACAGGCUUUGUUGGU
Molecule: messenger RNA, 983 nt
Organism: Durusdinium trenchii
Lineage: Eukaryota; Dinophyceae; Suessiales; Symbiodiniaceae
Source: the annotation of a GenBank genome assembly